This is a messenger RNA of Drosophila rhopaloa, 4879 nucleotides long. It is a transcript of the gene brun, whose product is annotated as protein brunelleschi. The coding region runs from base 381 to 4346 and encodes 1321 amino acids. NCBI's taxonomy places the organism in Eukaryota, Metazoa, Arthropoda, Insecta, Diptera, Drosophilidae. The transcript has 10 exons. The record is from RefSeq and is a predicted model, not a curated record. Gene Ontology annotation, cellular component: trans-Golgi network.
GUCGACAGGCACUGAUUGGACAAUUUCUUUGCUGAAAGCAACUGCCAAACAGUUUUCUUUGCUCAAAUCGCCAUUUAUAUAACGAUUUGCAGGGAUUUUCGCGAUCCCAAGAGUGCUUGAUAUCAGUCCCCAUGGUGAGGUGUCCCGUGGACUAGGAAUCGGCCCAGAAAGCAGGCGAAAAGCGAGGUGAAAGCAGGCGACACUUCGAUCAAGAAAAGGGGGAGGAGGCGGUUCCUCUAAAGAAAUCGAAUCCAAACGAGAACUUAACCACUUGGCAGCGAAAUGGAAAAUCACUAAGGCAUUCGGCAGAUGCAAAGGGGACUAGGAUCGCGGUCCAGACUGGGAUUGGGAAUCGAUUUGGAAGCCGCAGCGCGGUGUAAAUGCGUGCGGCCGUUGGCCUGAUGCUGUCGCACGGUGGUGGUGUUGUGGAGCCAGCGAUGUCCCGGCCGGAUUACGAGCAGAGCGCCCUGCACCACAGCUGCCUGCUGGUGCUGCUUCGCGGCGUGGGACCAUCGCGAGCCCGCAUCCUCCAGCGGGCGUUCGAGAAAGUGCGACGUGUCAGCCACAUCCGGGUGAAUGAUUCUGCUGGCAAUCCCCGCUCUAUUUGGAUCCGCUUCGUCCAUGAUCACCCCGUGGAGCACAACGAUUGGGGCGACUUUCAGACCCAUCGUCGUCUGCUCGGACUCAUCACCAUUGGCAAAUUCGAUAACCAAACAGAACUCAAUGAGCUGUGCCGCCAGCACGAGUCCCUGAAAGUUCGCUAUGGAUCCACUCUGUACGAAUCCCGUGCCAUUUUCUUUGGACCCGAUGAAACGCCCUUGGAAACCAUUGGCGAGGCAUUAGCACCACCACCAGCUGGAGGCCGUCGCCUUCAAGAUGACUUCACUACGCCCUCGAACUUCAAAGCACAAGCAUUUUUCUAUCGCGAACAGGAUUCGUGUGCGGAUCUAGAAUCUCGAAUUGGGGACUUUGCCAGCGCUUUGUUUUGGGUCCUCGAAUCGCGACGUUUGGAGCGAUCGCGAGAAAAAGCGGACAAGGUGAGCCUGCUGCUGGCGCCCUUCGAAAAACGCGACUUUGUGGGUCUGGACAUGGAGUCGAGAAACAAUAGAAAAAGGUGCGUAGGUCGAGUGAUGAAAAACCUAGCAGAUCUGUCGCUGCAAGCCGGUCUGGUGGACGAUGCCCUGAGUUUGUACCACAAUGCUAAUGAGACCUUGAGGUCGGUGGGCGAUUCCCUGUGGGUGGGUGCAACAGAAGAGGGUCUGUGUGCUGCCUCAGCGAUACUCUUGUAUCCCCAAAUGCGAGAGAUUGAGACGCUGCAUAGGAACUCUUCGCUUCAGGAGGCUGGCACGUCACCUCUGAAAAACACUCCCGAAAAGUGGCGUGCCAGCGAUGCGACCAAGAAGAUUAGUGCCAGUGAAGCCACCACAAACAAUGUGGAUUGCUCCCAGCAACAGCAGCAGCAGCAGCGUAUAACGUCAAACUCUUCUUCCUGCUCAUCGGUGUCUUCCCUGGUGACCACGGCCACCAAUUCGUCCGCUUCGGAUACGUCGACCACCUCGUCCUCUUCCACAUCGACGAUAUCGGCGGCACCGAUUCCGGGACACCAGAGGAACGGCGAUCUGCCGGGGAACAUACUCAAGGCGGAGGAGAUCACCAACUACUAUCGCAAGGCCAUCAUUAACUACAGCAAAUACAGCCGCGCAGCGACCAUUGAAACGGAAGCGGCUCUGAAAGCCUCGCGAAUUUGCAUAGAACAGAAUCGGCCUCUAGAUGUGGCCAUGUUCCUGCAGAAUAUGCUGUACAUUAACCUGAGCAUGAGCGAAGCGGAGCGAGUAAAGAGAUUUGAGAUUAUUACGGAGCUAUACCAGCAGAUUGGAUACCAAAGGAAGGCGGCAUUUUUCCAACGACUGGCUGCACUGAAACAUGUACAACAGGGCAGCCAGGCGCCGGACUGGAAUCAGAGCUAUCGCCUCAUGUUGGGCAGCUUUACGGGGUAUCUGCUAUGUCUGGAUCCUUUGGAGGUGCUGGAGAAUGCAGCCGGCUGGCCGGCGCUGCAGAUCGAUCUGGUCCAGAGCCUAAUAACAGCCGCCAGACGUUUGGGACACUCCGCUCUAGCCACCCGCCACAUGACCUUCCUGCUGCAGACCCAGUGGGAUAACAUGUCGCCCACGGAGCAAAGCGAGAUGGCUGUGCAACUGCAGAAUUUAAGUGCACAGUGUGAGGGAUCACCUGUUCCUUUAGUGCUCGAGAAUGGCACUGUGAUACCGCCCGCCAACUUAACGGAUCUGCCCUACUGCCUCGAUCUACAGGUCAAAGAUUUGCCCGCCCACCUGCGACCGCAGAGAAUAAAGGUGGCCAAGGCGGAUAGUGGACCGUUUCUUUUUACGCCCAUACACUUUAAUUCGGUCGACAGAAGGGACAAGAAAAAGGACAAAAAUAAAAUAGCUUUCCAGUGGGUGCAAAACGAUCUCAGUGAGGUCACCGUGCGCCUGCGCAAUCCUCUGCCCUUUGAGCUGGCCGUGACGGACAUGAGGUUAUUGACGAACGGUGUCGUCUUUGAGUCUCUGCCCCAGACUAUUGUUCUGCAGCCACAUGUUCCCACGUAUGUCGCGCUUCAUGGAACGCCCAUUGAGCCAGGACAGCUGGAUCUGCAGGGCUACAGUACACACACGCUCGGCGUAAAGUCCAACUGCCGGCUGAAGCACAUGCGGGGGCGCAGCUUUCCGCCCAACUACCUAGUGGAUGUAAUACCCGCGCUUCCUAAAAUAUCCGUAAAAACUUCCCUGCCCCAGACCGCGACGUUUGGCAACUUGAACAGUGCCGAUAUUGUAGUGACUUCCGCCAGCUUGACCCUUUACAAUGGUGAAUCCUCUAGCUGCACGAUAACGAUCACAAAUGAGAGUACAACGCUGGCGUUGGAGCACCUGGAGGUUAACAUCAACUCGAAUGUGGAGCAGGAGCUGCAGAAAAAGAUCUUUCGGAUAGAUGAAGAGGCUUUAAAGAGCAAGCUACCAGUGUCUCCCCAAAGCUCGAUUGAAAUUAUAUUGUAUGUUUAUGCCGAAGCGGACUUCGUUUGUCCCCAGCCACCAGCUUCGGUCCAUUCGAGCGCUGCUGCCGGGGAUUACGGUGCGGCGUCCCUUACGCACUACUCCAACAUUUCCACCUCCGGACACGCCAGCUUGCCCUCGCGAGUCAGUUCCCCGCAACAUCGUCGGCAUGAGCCUCAAAACUCCAGUUUUCGUUCAACGUUCUCGGGCGGCCAGCCAUCGCUAGCUGCUUUGAGUCUGCAGCCAGGCGGCGUAGGAAGAGGAGCAGGACCUUCCAGCCUUGGCUCGCAAUAUUCGCAGCACAUUGAGGCACAAGUGCGAUUAAAGUACUCCGGCGGAGAGGCUCUAACGGCCGGCUACUGCCGCCAGUGUGCGGUGUCUUUUAACCUAGAACUUUUGCCCAGCGCGCAGAUAACGAGCUGGGAUGUCCUUCCCGCUGAGGUAGCCUCACAAUUUUACCUGGUACUUGACAUUUCCAACCUAACCGCUCAAGAGAUGUCGCUCAACUAUACGGACACCAAGAAUAUACUCAUCGAGGCCGAAGAGAGCUGCCGGGUGCCCAUACCAGUGGAUCGUUGCUCCCUGGAGCAAGUGGUUGCUGCGCGGGCAGCCGAAGUAGCUGAGAAUCUGGAAAGGGAACUCUGCUUUCGCACCCAGCUGUUGUCGUUUAAUGAUGCUUUGAGCAAACUCUGCUCAAUUCACAUAGCUGAACGUGUGAAAAUCAAUUGGCUGUUGACGGGAACAGAUAUUCAGGGAAUCGCUUCCCUGCGAGGGAUUGUUCUCACCCAGCCCAUGGUCGAUUUGACGGCUGUAUCGCCUUUGGAGUGGGCCAUCAGCCUCCAGGAGACGCCUGUGCAGCCGCACAGUGAGAUCGUGUGCACGGUAGGCCAGCGUUCGCUGCUUAGCAUCCAGCUGGCCAAUCAAUCCCUGCAGCCGCUCAGGAACUUGGUGUUGAGCAUUAAGUUCUAUCAGGAUUACCUGAACGGAAUGGAGAAUUACAAUUUGGAGACACGCGUGGCCAUUUCAGGACCAAAUAGAAUUGCAAUUCCCAUACUAGAGAAGCAGGAGCAGAAACAGCACACUUGCUCUGUGAUAUUCUUUACGCCCGGACGCUUCAAGGCCAGCAUAGAAUGCACCAGUAAUCCGCAGAAGCAGUCGGAGGCACUGCUAACCCGUUCCUGUCCGGCGGAAACCGAGAACGGCGGCCAAUCAGUAAUGUUCUCCUCCAGCUAUGAUGAGCAGCAGGUGCAUGUUUGGAAGUUCAUUCCGCCUAUCGAGGUUACUGUCGUGGAGCAGUGAAAUGUUAACUGUCGCUAGUUUAAUUUCGUUAUUAUGUUUGUGUAUGUAUUGUGUAUACCCACUCCUCCGCUCCCGUUAAAUAGUUUGAUUCUUGCUCUGUUAUACCCGAAAAUACGAAAAGCAAUUGUUUGUAAAGAAUUCUAAACUAGAUACAAAAUAUAACGCAUAACACUGUAUAUAACUAAGCUCAAACACAAAACAUAAACUGUACCCUAAGCUUGAUAGAGAAAAUGGCCAUAACAUAAAUCUAAUAGAACCUAUAGUCCAUGCCUGUAAAACAUAUACAUAUUUAAACAAGCGUUACGCCGUGGUGUAUUUAUAUAGAUAGCAAAUGUUCCGCGCACUAAAAGCCACGCCAAGCAUUAUACAUUUUGAUAACAAACUCGUAUUUACAAAAUAUUUUUAUACAAUUACCGGGGCAAUACACAUGUAUCAUUAUGAACUACAAAUUAAUAUUGUUGCUAAAGAAAUUAUGCCAAUGAAUUGUGUGAAUAACUGUAGUGUAAACGCAAUAAAACCUAUUUGACGAAAAA